AAAAUAAAGUCAUCUCUAUGAAACUGAUCCUCAGUCAAGUGUAACUUUUGAUGUAUGGUCUCUAAAGGCCCCCACUAUGCCAGCAGCUACCGUAGACCAUAGCCAAAGAAUCUGCGAAGUUUGGGCUUGUAACUUGGAUGAGGAGAUGAAGAAAAUUCGUCAGGUUAUACGGAAGUAUAACUAUGUAGCUAUGGAUACAGAAUUUCCAGGAGUAGUUGCAAGGCCUAUCGGUGAAUUCAGAAGCAAUGCUGACUAUCAGUACCAGUUACUACGCUGCAAUGUAGACUUGCUGAAAAUAAUACAACUAGGACUGACAUUUAUGAACGAGCAAGGAGAAUACCCUCCAGGAACUUCAACUUGGCAAUUCAAUUUUAAAUUUAAUUUAACAGAAGAUAUGUAUGCCCAGGACUCAAUUGAACUGUUGACAACAUCUGGUAUCCAGUUUAAAAAGCACGAAGAAGAAGGAAUUGAGACACAGUACUUUGCAGAACUGCUUAUGACAUCAGGAGUUGUACUGUGUGAAGGUGUCAAGUGGCUUUCCUUUCACAGUGGAUAUGACUUUGGCUAUCUAAUCAAAAUCCUGACAAACUCUAAUUUACCUGAAGAAGAGCUGGACUUCUUUGAGAUACUGCGAUUGUUUUUCCCUGUCAUCUAUGAUGUCAAGUAUCUCAUGAAGAGCUGCAAAAAUCUGAAGGGUGGAUUGCAAGAAGUGGCUGAACAGCUAGAGCUAGAACGGAUAGGACCACAGCAUCAGGCAGGAUCUGAUUCUUUACUCACAGGGAUGGCCUUUUUCAAAAUGAGAGAAAUGUUCUUUGAAGAUCACAUCGAUGAUGCCAAAUACUGUGGCCACUUAUAUGGCCUUGGUUCGGGGUCAUCUUAUGUACAGAAUGGCACAGGAAACGCAUAUGAAGAAGAAGCCAACAAGCAGUCAUGACAUGAAGUGAAAGGCCAUCUUUUUUGACCUCCACGUGCUUGUAUAUAGGUUUUAUCUCUGGUUGAACCCCUUGGACAAUAAGGCUUUCCCCCUCCCCCUUUCUCAGCACACUUUCUUUUCUGCCUUUUUAUGUACUAAACUUGACUGUUCCUAUCACAGAUUUUGAUCUUAAUAUUGAUAUGUAAAAUUUUCUGGGUUACAUUUUGGCCUCAUUUGUAAAGAAGCAUGUAUAGGGUCAGUGUGGCAGAGUGAAGGGGAAAGAUGAAUCAUAACGAAUAAUCUGGUGAAUUUACCUAUACAGAUCAUACAGGCUGUUUUGUCUCUUUCCCCACUCUUCUCUAAAUUAAGUGGCACUGAUUGUAACUAACUUCCCCAUUCAUGUCUGUUCCUUCCGGUGUGCAGGCGUUUUAGCUAUUCAAGAUUGUGGACCAUCAAAUUUGCACUUUAGAGAGCGACUCUGACUCAGAUCCUCUGUCUUAUUUGAAGAGUUGUUUGUUGUUUUUCUUUUACCCUCAGCUAGAAAACAAUCACCUGCCAAGAAAUG
Messenger RNA from Dryobates pubescens (Downy woodpecker), 1478 nucleotides. It is a transcript of the gene CNOT7, whose product is annotated as CCR4-NOT transcription complex subunit 7. Gene Ontology annotation, cellular component: P-body; CCR4-NOT complex; CCR4-NOT core complex. The transcript is spliced from 6 exons. Gene Ontology annotation, molecular function: poly(A)-specific ribonuclease activity; nucleic acid binding. The record is from RefSeq and is a predicted model, not a curated record. Bases 77 to 934 code for a protein of 285 amino acids. NCBI's taxonomy places the organism in Eukaryota, Metazoa, Chordata, Aves, Piciformes, Picidae.